UGUAGACAAUAAAUGUCUGAUGAUAGAGCAACUCCCCAGAGAUUAGAUCCUGGGAGAACUCUGACCACGUCAGUCUGUCGGCUCAUAGAAAGGGGGUAUAAGUCUCAUUCUUGACUCUGCAGCCAGUUUGGGACACAAAGAGGUGGGGGUAGGUGGGACAACCCGAAACAACCAGGAAGGAGGAGCUCUGGCUUCAAGUACCCAUUCCCACCCCAGAAGCUAGGUAGGCAAAAAGGCAAAGUAGGGCCUAGUAGCCCAGGCUGAAACGUGGGGGGGUUAAAAAAAUGCCAUCUCCUAGCUACUGAGAGGUGACAUCUCCGGGCUCUGGAGAAAAAGGCUCUGGCCAGUCUUCGCUGCCCCUUCCUCUGUGGCUCUGGCCAGCACCGGGCCUCUUGUCCAUGGGGAGGAGAAGGUAUCAGAUGGGCGGGUUUAAGCGUUUGCGGUGGAAAUCCCGAGGCCGCCUGCUCCUCCCUGUGAGUGUGUGUGUCUGCCUCUCUCUGCACUGAAGCAGCAGCGGCGGCGGUGGCAGAGGCAGCGGGAGCAGCAGCAGCCGCGACAUCGGUAGGAUUGGACCUGAGCAUAGGUGCGGUGGUGGUGGCAGCUGCCCUGUGCUCUACAGGAGGCCCAUACGCCCCGUCCCAGGCCGCCCCCAGACUCCCAGCGUUGCCAUGCUCGGGCCCUAGCCCCUGCCCCGAGUCCCCCUUUCCCCCGUUCCUCCCCCAGCUUUCCUUCAGCUCUUUGCUUCCCUGGGGGCAGCGGCCAGGGCCGCGUGCGUGAGCUGGGGUGGCUGCCGCUGUCUCCAGCCCCGCAGCCCCCUGCCCUAUCCCUCGGCCCACCUCUGCCACCACCUCCCUCUGCAACCUCCGCCUCGGUCGCCGUUUCUUCAAUGGGCAAUCUGCUAAGCGGGACCAGUUUCAAGGAGCCCACCACUGUGGAGGACUGCGACUCCACCUGGCAGACGGACUCCGAGCCGGAGCCGGACGAGGAGGAGGACGGCCGAGACGGCAGCGGCCCCGGCAGCCGCGAGGGCCCGGGGCAGGAGCCCGAGCAACCGGCGGGGCCAUCUCCCCGGGCCAGCCUGCGGCUAGAAGACAGCACAGGCGCACCUGAGGGAGACACGGACGCCGCCGGUAGCAAGGAGCAGAAUGAGGAUUCUAGUGAGUCAUCUGCCAAACCAAAGAGAAGCUUUUAUGCUGCAAGAGAUUUGUACAAAUAUCGACACCAAUACCCACAGAACUUUAAAGAUCUCCGAUAUCAAAAUGACUUAAGUAAUCUCCGUUUUUAUAAGAAUAAAAUUCCCUUUAAACCAGAUGGUGUUUACAUUGAAGAAGUUCUAAACAAAUGGAAAGGAGAUUAUGAAAAACUGGAGCAUAACCAUACUUAUAUUCAAUGGCUUUUCCCACUGAGAGAACAAGGUUUGAACUUUUAUGCUAAAGAGCUAACUACAUAUGAAAUUGAGGAAUUCAAAAAAACAAAAGAAGCAACUAGAAGGUUCUUCUUGGCUUAUAAAAUGAUGUUAGAAUUUUUUGGAAUGAAGCUGACUGAUAAAACUGGAAAUGUGGCUCGGGCUACUAAUUGGCAGGAACGGUUUCAGCAUCUGAAUGAGUCCCAGCACAACUACUUAAGGAUUACCCGGAUUCUGAAAAGCCUUGGUGAGCUUGGAUAUGAGCAUUUUAAAUCCCCUCUUGUAAAAUUUAUUCUUCAAGAGGCUCUUGUAGAGAAUACUCUUCCAAAUAUCAAGCAAAGUGCUUUGGAAUAUUUUGUUUAUACAAUUAGAGACCGAAGAGAAAGAAGGAAGCUCCUCAGGUUUGCUCAACAACAUUACACCCCUCCAGAUCAUUUUAUUUGGGGACCUGUUAAAAAACAAAAGCUUGAAGGAAACAAAGCAGCCAAGACCUCUAUAUCUCCUGCCUCUGGUCACAAUAUUCAAUCUUCUAUGCACAAAAAAUCCAAGGAGUCUAAGAAUAUCCCCACAGCUGUUCAUUUAAGUAGCAAACCAACUGAAGAAAAUAAGGGAGAAUUGAAAGAAAAUGGAGAAAAUGCAGAUCGGCCUGCAAUGGAGGCUGGUAAUGAAGUUGCCAAGCUGAAAAGUAGUGAAAAAGAUGGCAGUGCUGAAAGUCCAAAUUCUAAGCCAGAAAAAACUAUUAAUAAUCUCCUAGAUAAAAAAGAGAGUGCUGCCUCUCUUGAAAAAGGUGAGGACAGUGAAUGUCAGAGCCUGGAUUGUGAAAACACAGUAGUUACGAGAAAAGGUUCCUCUGAUGAGGGUACCAAGAACUGUUCCAGUAACUGUUCAGAAAACACACAAACCAGUUUAGGUAAGGAAAAAACUAUUGUAGAGCCCAUCCCAAAGAACAAAGAUGAGGUCAAAUCCUAAAAUUGGGACCUAGACAUCAGAUUGUGACUCCUGCUGUUAAACAAUUUUUGUUGUUUUCAUUUUGGAAGUCUUAAGUCAAGAUGCAUUUUAGGCUCUGAGUUUUCAAAUUCAGUUUUGUAUACAGUUUAUAAUAGCUUUAAAAUAACAUACUUGGUACCUUGAAACAACUAUCUGUGUUUGACAUAGAAAUAGUAUCCUUUUAGGAUAGAUUGCAUUCUAUACAGGGAAAAACAAAACAGUUCUGUUGUGUUGUGUUACACUGCUUUAUCCUUUACUUAGUUUCCUUAAAAGAAAGUAAGAGGUCUUUGGUCUUCUCAAAGGUAUUCCAAAAGCAAUUUGGGUUUUGGGGAAUUCCUAAAAAAAUUAUUUUGAAAAUCUUCAAAAUGAAAAGGAUAUUCUUGGUUUAGUCACUGUAAUAUGCGUAAGCCCACUUUUAAAAUCUUUAUAAAUUGAUAAGAUAAGUUGCCAGACAGCAUUAAGAACUUCGCAUGUAAAGGAUUAUGCUGACCUUCAGCUUGAAUUUGAAAUAGAAUGUUGACUCGAGCAUAACUUUAAAUUCUGUAGAUUUUCUCUGAAAAUAAAUCAUAGCUAUGUUUUCCUGAGCUAAGCACUCAAUAUAAAUAUUGAUUCGAUAGACACAAAGAAACAAGAUUUCUGAGUACAUUGUAUAAGCUUUUAGGGGUUGAUCCCGUGUCUUUCAGAUAAUUAUUUAUUUACAGAAAAGCUGAAGAUAUGAGGAUUGAAAAAUGGGGAGGUUUUAUUUUUAAAUACUUAGAACAGGUAUGAAAUCUGCUCUCCCUUGCAAGGCAUUUAACAGUGUAAACACAGAUAUCUCUAUAAGGUGCCUUAUAAGAUCGAUACAUUGAUGUGGUCCUCUAUCUAAAGAUAAAGGAGCAUGUGAUUCCCCUCUCUUAAUGUGUUAAGCUUUGAACUUGGAAAAAAAUUUGAAAUCCAUUACACUUGGUUUGAAUAUAGUUACAAUGCAGGACACCGAACCACCCAAAUUUUAUCUGGGCAGACAUUUAUGCUAUCAAUGCUGACUACAAACUGUAGUAAAUAGUUAUAUGAAUUGCUGUAGAUGAUGAAAAAAGGUAAUGAUGGCCAACAUUUUGGUGGUAAACUUCUCCAAGCUUAGACUGGUUCUUAGGUAACACAUAUUCAGUUAUACAUGGCCAUAUUCGAAGCCUUCAAGCUUGCCUUCAAGAUUCUCCCAGAGAUUAAGCUAUACUCUCAUAGCCUUUGAAUAUCUACAGAUAACCCCAACACCACAGGAAGUCAUGGAAGUAGGCAAUAAUGGAGGUUUAGCAUAUAUAUAUAUCUUAAUUUUCAAACAUCUGAAUGAUGAGUUUGAUUAGAUUAUUUGUAGAAAUUGUGAGUAGAAAAGGGGGAAUCAUAAUCACUUUAGUAAAAUCUUAAGGCAUGUACCUUGAACUUACUCUUAUCAAUGGGCACAACAUUUUUGUUUUAUUCACUUCUUUUGGGAAGAAGUAAUUUUCUUUAUUUUGCUUCCUUUUUUUAGGUUAGGGGUACUUUAAAAAUCAUAAAUCCAGAAAAAUGCUUUAAUAUGCACUAGUUUGAAUUCCAUUGCUUCUCUUCCAGAUGCUUCUGUUGAUCAACUUCUUUGUGUUAUAUUUUGGGGGUCUUAGAAAGCAACCUGCCAUUGCUUUCCUACCUCACCCAACUUCUAAAUUUAAUCAGGCAUCAGAGAUGACUGGUUUUGUUUGGUGUUGUUACAACAUUUACUUUUUUGAAGUUUAAUUGUGACUUUUUACACAAAAUGGAAUUUCAUAUCAAUAGGUAUCAUCAAAAAAUGAUGUUAUUGUUUUCUGAAACAUGAAUGUGAGAGUUCUUUUAUGUCAUGAUGAGUAUUAUUUUGACCAUUUUAUUAUUUUAAAUUUUGUAAAGUGCCUACUUUUGCUUUUCUCUUAUUUUAUGCAAUAUAUCCUAUGGUUGUAUUGACCUUUUACACAUCCCUUUCUUGAUUCUAUGCAGGAAACCUGUAAAAUAACAUGUGGUGCCCAGCAUAGCACCAUGCUUUUGUGGGUACCUCAUAAAUGCUGUUUGAUGUGAGUUGGGGAAAAGGAGAGGCUUCCAUAUCUGAUGCUAGAUAAGACAAGAACAGUGUUUAUGAAACAUCUUUAAGAGUUUAUUAAAAAUAAUAGAUAUGGUUUAUUCAACUGUCAAAAGUACCUUUGCAUUUUGGACAUGUGUUUCUGUACUCACUGUUCAUAGCUAUGUCCUCAGAAUAUUCAGCAAAUAUAUAAUAUUAGUAAAUCAGAGAAAAAUAAUUAAAUAAUCAUUUAUAAUAGACUAUAAACUUUUAUUUAUAUAUAAUUCUAGCAUAUCAUAAGUCAUUGAGGUGGCAACAAACUCUAGAUUGUACACUAAUAUAGUAAUAGCUAACAUUUAUAUGGCGCUUUACAUACAUUUUCACAUUUGGUCCCAAUGAGAACUUAGUGAAUUAGGUAACUACAGGUAUGAUUGUUCCCAUUUUACAGAUGAGGAAAAUGAAGCCCCUAGACAGUAAAUGGCUUGUCUAUAGUCACACAGGUAGAAAAAUAUCAGGCAGGAUUCAGGCCCAAGUCUCUCCUGAUUCUAAGUCCAGCACUGUCCAUUACUCUUUAAAAAUAUUUUUCUAAUUAAGAGUUCCUUUUCUUGUAUACAAUAUUGUCUAGUUUCAUGAAAUUUUCUAAUACAUAGUCCUUCAGAGAAAACUGACUUUCUUCCACAUGGAUUCUGGUCUUCCUUACACUAGGGGCUUUUUGAAACAUGUAAUAAGGUCAGAGGGUUUUUGAGAAUAGAAUAAAAUUAUUAAGAGAAUAUAAUCCUUCUUGCAGCUGCACAAAGUGCCAAAUAUCUUGUAUUUGUUUUUCUAUCAAGAAUACUUUGUGAAUUUAGUAGCUUGUUUUAUAAAGUAUGCAGAAAUGCAUUUCUAUGUAUUUGAAACUGGAAUCAGCCCUGUAGGUCUGGUUUUGUCAUCUUAUAUUAAAAUACACACACACUCACACACACACACACAUACACACACACACACACACACACACACACACAAACUAUUGUGGUUACUAAGGCAUAUUGUAAAGCUAUUCUUACCAAAAAAUGUAGAGAAGCAUGUAUAAUGCCAGGAACAAUACUGAGCCUUUGUGAUAUAUAGUCCUUAUCCUGUACCUGAGGCUACAAGGAUAUGCAGUAGGAUAUUGAUAUAAUUGAUAUAAUUGUAUUUCAUGGCAAAUAGAUGUAAUGCUGCAUGGAUUAUUCUAGGACAUUUUUGAUAAUUUGCCAUUUUAUUUUUUUGUACUGGGCAUGAAAAAGAUCUAUACCAUUAAACAAUUCUGCCAUUCACCAUACAAUUUUGGUGAUUGUUCCCAUGAAAAAAGCUCCAAGGAAUUCAAUUAGAGAUUUAAGUGGAAAUUUUAGUCAGUUUUCUCUUAAUCAAGUUUAUUACACACUUCUCAAAGGUACUUUGUUUAACUCUCUUUUCAAUUCAUGUUUUGAGGGCAUUUUUCUUUGAGUUUAUGGAAGAAAAUAAAACCCUGUGACCAUAAGUUAGCACAAUCAUUAGGGAGGUUCUAACCAACCUUUUUAGCCAACUAGGGAGGCUGUCAGAUGGCUUCCAGAUAUUAGUCACCAUCAGUUCAGAUUUUGUUGAGAAGAAAUGUGCUUUUCUUUAAGCUCUUUUCUGAAUAGCAGUCUAAUUUUUUGAGAGGUGAUUGGAAAUAAAAAUUAAGUGUAGCAUAUUAUGUAUGCAUUGCUUCAAUAUAUUUAGUAAGUAAAAUCUUCAUUUAUAAAGAUAAUUUAAAUUUAGUGCAAGCGUUUCUUUAAAAUUCAUAUUUCCUAAGUUAAAAUUUUGUGAUAAUUGACUUAUUUAAUCCACAGUAUAUUACAUCUAGCAAAAAGACAUCCCAUUUUAAAAUGUUUUUCAAGUAUUUCUUCCUACCUUGAAAAGAAAGGACAAUGUGUCUCAUUCUAUCUUGCUUUAUCUUGGUUGUUGAUUGCACCUGCAGCAGUGUAAUUAGGCAUCUUUCCUCUCUUAGGAGGAAAGUCCUACUUGGUUCUAGAAAUAACACCUCACCAUAUUUGACAAUAGAUGCAGCCAUUAAACAAUACCCAAGUUGAAAUUAUUACUCUACCUUCUUCUAAAUCCCAUGUCAGGGGAAGUAAUAAACAGUAAUAUUUAAAGUUCAGGCAAGAAGAUAGAUCUAGGACGCUUCCUUGGAAGCUCAUUAAGACCAGGGUGUCUAAUAUCGCUUCAGAUUAUAGUUGUAGAGAAAGAUGACUGUCAGUGAAGCAUGAAAAAUCUGGGAACCAAAAAAUAAGGGAGCAUAUGUUUAUUUACUCAUUCUUCUUUCAACUUAUAGUUCUAUACUGCUUAUUGCACUAACUGAUUUUGUGUGGGUAAUUUCUAGGGUGACAGUGAGUUUUUGUUGGCCUGCUCUUUCCCAAUUGUGAAUAUCCCACCCAAUCAGCAAAAUGUGUACAGGAAAAUUCCAUGUUUUUAAAAAUCACAUAGGAUUGAAGCUAGUAAUGAUUUGCUUAUAAAUAAGUAUUCCUAGAGGUUUCCAGAUGUGCCUUACAUAGUGUAAGCAGUUUUCAUUAAGAAGCUGACACUUUAAUUCUUCAAUAAAAAUAUUAUAAGAAACCACAUCAUGAUAUCAAAUUUAUAAUAUUUAAUAUCAUGAAUGAAAUUGCUUUCCAUGCAAGUUACUGUUCCUUUUUUUCUUUUGGGAGAAAUGGCCUCUUGGUGAGAGUUGUAUUCAUCCAAAGAGGGAAAGGGAAAUUUAAGUGUAUUUUCCAUAAAGUUAAAUAAAUAUAUUGUUUUGGGGAAAGUGUUUGGAAUAAAAAGCAUAAACUAUUUAGUGUGUUAAAACUAUUUUUGAUUUCUAUUAAUUAAUAUAAUUUAUUUUUAGCUUUCAACACCUAUCUUAGAUAAAUAUGAACAUCACAUCUUGUACCUGCUGAUGUAAAUGGUACAAAGAGGCAGGAAAGGAAAGCCUUUUUGACUAACAUGUUAGAAGUUCAACUCUAAGAAAUUGUUAGAGGCAUCUAAAAACCACUUCCAUAACUGCUUUAACAAAUUAUGACUGCAUGAUUGAGUCCUGCUUCCCAAGAUAAUGAUGAUACUACUAAUAAAAGAAAUACUAAUAUCUGCUUUCUUUCUGGCUUGUUGACUCCUCUCUUUUUGGGGGGUAAGGAAUCAUAUGUACAAGAUGCUGAAAAUGUGUGCAUUCCUAAAUUAAAGUCAACCUCAUUAAAACUGCAGAUUAUAUGCAUUACAUAAGGCAAAAUGGCUUUGGCUCAACAGUGAAAUGAAUGCCUGUUCUUAUACCAUAUAUAUGAUUAGCAGUUGGUCACCAUCUUUUCAUUGUGUAGUACACUGAGAUCAACUUGACUCUUGUUAUACAAAUUAAAACUGCAUGUAAAUAAUUGUUCUCUGGGAAAUAGAUUGCUUUUAAAGUUGUAUUUUUUUGUUUCUGAGUCAGAAGUUUUUUUGGCAGUCCUAUUGCAGUUUUAAAAAAUUCAGUAAAAAGAUUCAGCAUGUUUUAAAAAAUAAGGUGAAAGUGCAAAAGGAUGCAAAUGCCAUGAGUUCUCAACAUUUAAUUGAUGUGCUUUAUAGAAUAUAUUUAAACCUUGAGAUUUAUUCACUACAUCCUCAUUCUUAAAAUUAUGGAAGGGGUAGUAUUUAUAUAAGGAAGAUGGUUUAAAAAGCCUUAAGAAAAUAGCUACAUUUAUAAGCUUCUGCUCCCAAGAAAUCUUCUAGUUUUUCCAGAGUGGGCUGAAUUAGUCAUUUGAGAUUUAUUGGAUAUUUACAUAAUUUACAGUCUAAUGGGGAGGAGAGGAGAAAGAAAACCACUAAAUAUUGAAAAAUCACAUUUAGAUAGAACUUUCAAGGUUCGCAAUAAACUUUCCACACAUAGGUCCUAUAAGGUAAGUAAUAUGUUUAUCCUCAUCAAGGUUCUGAGGUCCUUAGAAGUUGAAUGAUUUCCCCAUAGAGCUAGAAAGCAUGAAAACUGAGAAGCAUAUCCAGGUCUUUUGUUCUCUAAGAGUUUUCAUGUUCUUAAUCUUUUUAUGUGCAUAUCACAGGCACUUUUGUCAGUCUGGUUUAGCCUAUGCAUCCCUUUUCAGAAAAAAAAAAUAGUGAAGGAAAUACCAAAUUUUAAUUGGAGGCUAUUGAAAAUAGAGAUUUUAGAAAAUAGUCCAAAUUCAUAUACUCCCCCUAAAAACUAUCCACCGAUCCCUUGAGGAGACCUACAGACCCCAAAUUAAGAAUCCCUGAUGAAAUGUUGACCCUGGAAAAGAAAAGACUUGCUGGUGUGUGAGUGGUGCUGGGAAUUGGAGAAGUGGUAGCAAUUAUUUAAGUAUUUGAAAGGUUGAGAUAUGAAAAAGAGAUUAGAUUUGUUUCACUUGGUCUAAGUAGAUCAGAAUAAGAAUGAUGAGUAGAAGUUGCAGAGAGAUAGAGAUAUGCUUGACAUUAAAAAAAAAACCCAAAACAAAAGACUUAACUUUCUAAUAAUGAGUAGUAUCAAAAAGUUGAAUAGAAAAAGGGUUUUCCCUCUGGAAAGGGUAUGUCUGAAUGACUAAUUAUUGGAUAUUUGCAGAGGGUUUCUGGAACCUGAAAUUAUUUGGGGUAGAUGGCCUCAAUGUUUUUUUUUCCCCAGUCUGAGAUUCUCUGGUUCUCUAAGGAACAGAAACAAUCCUAAUAUAGAACCAUAUGAGGCCAUCAUAACCAACCAUAUUCUUGGAGGCAAUUGAUGCCAUUCCUUAGAACUUCAUCCAGGGCACAGUUCAUGAAUAAUAUUCCUUAAGUCAAGAUGCUACCAACUGUGGUGAGAUUAGUCUAGAAAAUUAUGGAAAUGGAAAUUUAUAACCUCAUUUUAUUACCCCCCCCUUCACCAUCUCCCCAGCUUAUUAUUGCUUUUAGGUAACCGGUUUCACUAAGAAGUUUCACUUCUCCUUUCCUCUGCUAACAAACUGUCUUAGACAGGAACACAUAUUUCUGUAGAUAAGACUGGCUACAAAGAGGAAGAAUGGAGAGUCUGAAAGUAAAACCCUGGUUUGGGAUUCAUAUCCUGUAUCUGUCACAUAAUAUCUUGUGACCUUGAGUAAAUCUCUUAACCUCUCUGGACCUCAGUUGAAAAAAAGAGAGAAUUGAACUAGAUGGCUAAUAAGUUUUCUAGCCCCAGUACUUGUUCUACCUAAGCAAAUGCUUAUUUAGAGGGCACAUUAGCCAGACACAAAAUAAUUAUCCUCCGUACUUCUGUGAAUCAAAUGCAUAUAAAAUAGGCAGAUCUUAACUCAUUAUAUUUACUAUCAAAAUUCAGAGUAUAAAUGAGGAUGAAUUACUUAUACCCUUCAACUGAUUUCAAAAAGGGUGUUCCCUAAGUGAUAUAAAUGGCAGGUUAAAAUCAAUUUACAAAUUCAUGUUGUAUAUCUUAUAUUUCGUGUAUUUCAGAAAAAAAUGGUGGUGUAUUUAUUUUUUAAAUGCACACAUUUUCAUUUUGCAGUGGCAAAUCUGUCGCGAUUGAUGGACCUGCCCUAUACUCUGUAUUCUCUUGCAGCAUAAAAUUACAGAAUGCCAUGCAUGUUUGUUAGCACCAAUACCAUAUGUAUGUGGUAGAAGUUGUAACCAGUUUCUGGAUCUGUAUGGUACUAUAAAAUGCUUAUUUUAUAAUUCUGUAACUGUAUGGCAGUGUUAUGCCAACAAUGUAUAAAGAGCAAUAGUUUCUGUUGCUUUUUGCUAGAUUUUAAAAUAUUGUUUCUAAAAUAAUAUAUUUGGAGUUCCAUUCAAGUAAAUAUUUUUUAAAAUUCCCCAAACUAUAUCCUGUAAUAAUAAUAAUUAUUAUUAUAAUUAUAAUAAUAAAGCCUCUUCAAUUUAGCAGCAACAUUUUAGCAUGGUGUUAGAGAACAUUAUGUUGGUUUUUGCAUGAUUAAAUUUAAUUUUUGAAGAACUAGAA
This is a messenger RNA of Monodelphis domestica (gray short-tailed opossum), 10326 nucleotides long. RefSeq names its product opioid growth factor receptor like 1 (gene OGFRL1). Lineage: Eukaryota; Metazoa; Chordata; Mammalia; Didelphimorphia; Didelphidae. Gene Ontology annotation, cellular component: membrane. The record is from RefSeq and is a predicted model, not a curated record. Gene Ontology annotation, molecular function: opioid growth factor receptor activity.